CGUGGAUAUCAGCACAAGCGCAGACACCCGAAGCAAACGAAGCAGCAGGCGCAGGCACGACAAUGUCUGUACCCAAGAGCAAGGCGAAGAAGCAAGGGUUUGACGUGACCCCGUUCAAGGAUCAUGUCAGAUAUGCGGCCCUCAAACAUGACGACAUUGGCACAGGCGACCAGCUCUGGCUCGUUCGGCUCCCAAAGACGCUGAAGGCAUCCGAUUUGAAUGGCGUCAGCAUCAACCUCAACCCUGGAAACUCCAAUGUCAUGAUUCGCAAGCAAAAGUACGCCGUCUCCGUCACGCCGGCUGGCGAGACAGGCGACAGCUCGAGCCAGUUCCACCCGCUGCUGCCGAGUGUGAAGCGCAACAAGCUGAAGCUGAGCCACGACUUCAGCGGGCAGGUGUCGCUGUCGGCGCCGCUGGACGUGCUCACACCGGUGCUGCCGCCCAUCCCAGAGCGCCCCAAGUUUGAGCACUCGGCCACCAUCCACGCAACAGCGUCCCUCUCCACCAAGCCGGCAGCCGUAUCGGCACAGAGCAAAGGCAAGCCAGCAAAGAAGGUGAAGAAGGAGGCAGACACACCAGCAAAGCAGGGGAAGACGAAGAAGACACAGAGCAAAUCAGCAGCAGCCACGCCGGCAGGGAAGAAGACAAAGACGCCGAAGAAAAAGGCAGCAGCAGCAGAGAAGAGGCAACACACCGAUAGCGAUGGGGAUGGUGGUGAUGAUAACGCGGCGAAGAGGAGCAAGACAGCACAGGACACGCCAAAGAAGAAGAAGAAGAAGACAAAGAAGAAAUUGGGCCCAAAGUAAUCAACACCAGGAAAAGGAUUGUGCUUUUUGUCGUGUAUGAGUGUGUUUGUGUCUGUGUCUGUGUGUGUUGUUGUGUUUCUGCCUGUAUGUGUGUCUGUGUUUGAUUGACGCUUCGUUGUGAGUAAACCCAUUUAUCUGCGUUGCGAAGCAAAACAGCACGCAAGUUGAAAUCAACAUCAACCGCACUCGGACAGUGCAGACGAACAGACGAACACACGCCCGCGAGCGGCAGGCGCAUCCCC
Messenger RNA from Salpingoeca rosetta, 1048 nucleotides. RefSeq lists its product as uncharacterized. The record is from RefSeq and is a predicted model, not a curated record. NCBI's taxonomy places the organism in Eukaryota, Choanoflagellata, Craspedida, Salpingoecidae. The transcript has 4 exons. Bases 63 to 806 code for a protein of 247 amino acids.